AUGCCCCAGGAGCACCCGCUGUCGCUGUCACUGCCGCCGCCCGCCAAAGGCAAGGAGGCCUCGCCAUGGGCGACGCCCACGGCGGAGGCCGAGCGCGCGCGCCGCCGCCACAUGUCCAGGCUCUAUGCCGAGCUCGGUGCGCAGCUCCCCGGCCCGCCCCCUCGGGUCCGUCCGUCCGUCUACGUUUUCUAUCUCUCUCUCUCCCCCCUUGGUUCAUUCGUUCUUGGCCAUGGUCUCACGGUCUCACUCUCACCACGUUCGUCACCACGCGCGCAGGCGAGCAUGGCGCGGAUCCUGGAGGACGCGAUCGCCUACGUGGGGGUGCUGCGGGCCACGGUCGCGGGGCUCGAGGAGCGCGCCGCGUUCGCGAGAUCACCGCAGACGACCGCGCCCGCCGGAGCCGGCGCCGGCGCGGCCGAGGUGCUCGUGGCCGGGAAGGCGUCGUGCUUCGCCGUCCGCCUGCCGGAAGCGCGGACCCGGGGCGCGCUGACGCGCGUGCUGGAGGUGUUCCGACGGCACGGUGUGCCCGUCCUCGCGGCCACGGUGACCAGCGACGGCGGGGAGGCCGCGGUCACGGUCACCACGGCGCCAGUGCCGCCGAGAUUCCUCCAGGGGAUUCAAGAAGACAUCAGAAGCAGCACUGCGUGA
Miscanthus lutarioriparius is the source of this 648-nucleotide messenger RNA. Lineage: Eukaryota; Viridiplantae; Streptophyta; Magnoliopsida; Poales; Poaceae. The record is from the annotation of a GenBank genome assembly.